Molecule: messenger RNA, 3503 nt
Organism: Marasmius oreades (fairy-ring Marasmius)
Lineage: Eukaryota; Fungi; Basidiomycota; Agaricomycetes; Agaricales; Marasmiaceae
Exons: 5
Coding region: 102-2915 (937 amino acids)
Cellular component (GO): cytosol
Molecular function (GO): mRNA binding
Source: RefSeq, a predicted model, not a curated record
GACUUCCCCUCCCAUUUUCCACAUCCCCCUCUUCGACGGACACCUCUUCCUCUACCCCCAUCCUCUCCAAUUUCUCGUUCUCAACAUCUCUCAGCGCGAGAAUGUUAUUCUGGGGAGAUCUAGAGCCGUGGAUGGACGAAGAAUAUGUUAAGCAAGUUUGCGCUCUCAUGGGCUGGGAGCCCCAAUCUAUCAAGGUUCCUCCUCCGAACGGUCCAAAUGCCAACAACCCAGGCUAUUGUUUUCUCACUUUUCCUUCGCAAGCACACGCUACAUCCGUAAUCGCUCAGCUCAAUUCUUCGGCAACCCCUCCCAUCAUGCCAAACUCGGCGAAACCCUUCCAGAUUAGCUGGGCUUCAGCAGUCCAGUUACCACAUACAGCGCCAUCACCGUUCUCGCCUAACGGCGUUCAGUCUCAGUCUAAUAUCCAGCAGCAAUAUCCCACUGAGUACAGUAUUUUUGUUGGCGAUCUAGCUCCAGAGACCAGUAACUCAGAUCUUGUGGCGGUCUUUCGCAAUCCCGUUCUCGGUCUGCGUAAUGACCGUGAGCCCAAAUUCAUUCGCCCUUUCCUCAGUUGUAAGAGCGCCAAAAUUAUGCUGGAUCCAGUCACAGGCGUGUCUAGAGGUUAUGGCUUCGUGAGGUUCACUGACGAGGCUGAUCAACAACGUGCUCUCAUAGAGAUGCACGGUCUCUAUUGCUUAUCUAGGCCCAUGCGCAUAUCACCAGCCACGGCGAAAUUCAAGCCUCCCAAUACGGCCGCUAUCCCCACACAAACCUUCCCCUCGCCUUUCCAGGUCACCCCACAGUCUUCUGCUACUAACCAACCGGUUACCCUCGCGCGACCUCUUUCGGGCAGUCUUCCCUGUCAUAACAAUGCUGCCAGUAUCGACAAUGGUGCCAAUCAGCCUAGGAGUGUGUCCUCACCUAUUGCUACUCCCAACCACCCCACUGUUGCAUCCAAUAUCGCUACAUCCUCAACGGCCAGCUCGCUAGACCACCAUUCGAAUGGCUCGAACAGCCCUGCAUCAGGCGCACGUUCGUCCGCAUCGAAUGGCAGUCUGGCGUCAACUGCCACCGUUUUCAGUAAUUCAGGAUCGGACGCAGAUGUCAAACAUCUUUCUCAACAGAUCGUCCCCCAACAGUACAACGGUACCAUCUCUUCUGAAGAAAGUUCUACGCCACAAUUACCAGUAUUCUCUAUUCCGACUCACGGUCAAGUUCCCCCAUCUUCCGAAUUAUCCAGUACCGCGAGGUACAUGCUCUCAGAGGAAUCUUGGAAGCAUCACGCUCAAGCUCGUGCUAUUCUUGGUAAUCUGAUUGGACCGAAUGGAGAGCAGUUGACGAGCACCGACCCUUACAAUACUACGGUCUUUGUUGGAGGAUUGUCGCCCUUGAUCAACGAAGACACGUUACGAACUUUCUUCACUCCUUUCGGAGAUAUUCACUAUGUCAAAGUUCCAGUUGGGAAGAAUUGUGGGUUCGUGCAGUUUGUGAGGAAGGCUGAUGCAGAAAAGGCGAUCGAAAAGAUGCAAGGGUUCCCAAUUGGCGGAAGUAGGAUACGCUUGAGCUGGGGUAGGAGUCAAUAUAAGGCUGCUCAAGCUGCCGCACAAGCUGCACAGACUGCCGCCUUGCAGCUGCAAGGAACGUACGGGCUUCCGUCGAAUCCAACACCUGCCACUGGUUCUGGUGCCAAUAUGGUCCCUCCUUCUCUCGCUCAUCUCCACCCACUACUUCAAUCGCAAUCUUCUUCAGUCGCACCCAGCCAAACCUCGCUCCAGCAUCGGCAGUCGAUAGAUUCAGGACCCCUCGCCGGCGUUGACGUUAGUAAUUUGACUCAGGAGCAAGCGAUACAACUUUUGCAGAAGUUGACUAACGGAGGUUAUAUGGACAUUCCGGUCUCUGCAGACGAAAGGCAACAUGGCAGGCAAAUGGGUUCACGCGGUUUCGGCAACGGCACCGAUCAUCUCCAACAAACGCAAUUCUCUUCGAAUGCGAAACAUACGACACAGCAGCAUCACGUCGACCAAGAUGGCGUGGCUUCCGUUUACCAUCACCUUCCCUCUCCACCCGGAGCAGGGUUAUACGCCGAGGAAAAGCUACGUGCUGCUCAUUUAGCAUCAAGGGAGGACGUUAUCGGAAGUAAUAGCCAGGCUCGAUACAACUCAAAUAAUACACACAAUCAGCAUCAGCUUGGGAGUAUGUUUGAUCAUUCGUUGUUUGGGUUUAACCCAACCGCAGCUUCUGGUGGUUCAGCUCCAGGUGAUAGGAGAUCUAGUGUUAUGGGAGGGUCGUCUUUCUCCCCAUUCUCACCCGAUCCGAACGGUGUCUCAACUCCUCCCAAUGGUGAUGGCCUCCCUACUUCGCUUCAGAGGAGGGAGUCCCUUGUGUCAGCCUCACUCGGCGGGAUGACCAGUGGUCAAACCAGUUUGAGCAGCUCGACACCGUCUGGGAACUCCCUUCCUGCCAAGUUCUCCCCAACUACGGCACGACCUACGGUAAGGUACGGUGGCCUGAACGGGUCGUCCCAGGGAACGAUACCCUCGCCGCUCCCCACGAAUAAUCGUGGCAGCAAUGGAAGGAACAAUGACAAUGGUGUAGGACAGCAUUACCAGCAACAGCAACACCAUCACCCAAACGACUCUUUCGACGUGAUGCAUGAUGUUAAUGGUACUUUAGCGAGUUUGGACCUUGAUUCUUCGCCUCGACCUCCCACUGUUGGUUCGCCUACCAAUAUCUCGUUCAAUCCCUCGCGAACUAUCCCACAGUUCGGCGUUAGUGCCUGGAGCAUGAAUAUCGCUUCUCAGGCCAGGAAAGGGUUGGCAAGUCCCGCCGGUGGAUCGGAAAGCGGUAGUACCGAUUCCAAAUACCUGUCUUCUAAAGGCGACAGGGAAGGGCUGAGGGCUGUCUCACCUAUGUGAGCGCUCCUUCGCCUUGCGAAACAUAUGCUAUGGAACCUUUCUCUUGUUUUCUCUCUAAUUAGGCUCUGCAUAUUAUUUUAUUCUGUCAUCCUCAUGUUCCCACCACGCUCACUGUUCCGAGCUUCAUGUCUCCGUGUUAUUGCGCUUCCCAUCUCUCUUCCCCUCACGCGUCAGACUGUUUUACGUUUUCCAUUUUUCAAAUGAUCUACGCCUCUCUUUUCAUUGACUUCCCGCUUAAUAUCGCCGUUGUUGCAACAUCGCAAAUCCACAAACACCAUAUCUUCAACAAUAUGCCUGUUAUCACUCUCGAUCUGUCUUAGCUACCUUGACUCUUGUUUUGUUGUCCCGUUACCGUCUGGCUUCCCUCGCUUCACUCUUCGAGCUUUUUCUUUCUUUGGUUGAUGUUCGGCGUUCAUACAGUUCUCUAAACCAAUGUAAUAUUGUCUUGUUACAGUGUUCUUCGUUCGUGCAUACUAUCUAGAUCCAAAUACAUAUAUACUUCAGCUCUUCAUGCUAGUAGCUACGGUCAUACCAGACAUAUGCGACAUUCGACCUUGAAAGUAAUAUAGUAAUAAGUGGAUCUUUGAC